AUGUCAAGUAAUGAACACUGGAAUCAAAUAUGUAACAAAUCAUCGACUUAUUUUGAAGAGUGUUCAAUAAAUUUUGCUAAUAAUCUAUUAAAUAUAGAUAUUAAUUAUUUUAAUAUCUAUGAUAAAACAAAUCAAGAAGACAAUGAGAAAAUAUCAUUAUCAAAUAAGAUAGAUGAAUAUUCAUUACAGACAUCAAUGACAAAUAACUCAUCAGCAGAAUCUAUUCCAUUGAAUCUUAUUUGUGGUGUUUGUGGUGCACCAGCACAUGGUUAUAAUUUUGAUCAAAUUACUUGUGAAUCAUGUAGAGCAUUUUUUCGUCGAAAUGCAUUAAAAAAUAUGUAUCAAUUUGAAUGUCGUUUCGGUGGUACCUGUGUUAUAAAUAUGCAUAAUCGUCGUCAAUGUACUCAUUGUCGAUUAAAAAAAUGCUUUGCUAUAAAUAUGCGUAAAGAUUGGAUACGUACUGAAGAAGAACGUCGAUUACGACAAUUAAAAAAAUUAUAUAAACAAAAAAAACAACUAAAUGAAUUAUCAUUAGAUGAACAACAAUUGAUUGCAAAUCUUCCAUUAGUUGUACGAAAGAAAAAAGGUACUAAAUCAUUAAUUACAAGACAAGUAACACAAGAACUUGUUGUUUCAAAAAUUGAAUCUAUUUAUCCAAUCGAUACUUUUGCUAUUCAUCGUAAUUUAUCUAACGAUGAUAGAAUUUUAUUAAAUAAUAUUAUGAAUGCUUAUAAACUUGGAGCUGAUCAAGCUGAUUAUUCUCAUAUUAAUCGAUGUACAUCAUCAACAACUUUAGUACAAUUCUUAAAUGAUGAAACUGCUAUAUAUGAAUCAUUAAUUUGUUUUUAUAAACAAAUACCAGAGUUCAAAAAGUCUAAUUUAGCUGAUCAAGUUUUAUUAAUUAAAUCUAAUGUUCUUUAUCCAUCAUAUUCUCUUUCUGAUUUACGGUUUUGGUCAGAAUUAUAUUCAUGUGGUACACAAUAUAUACCCACUGGUUCAUCUGAACAUUCAUUAUCUUUGGUUCCGGGUCGUUAA
Messenger RNA from Rotaria sordida, 1035 nucleotides. The record is from the annotation of a GenBank genome assembly. NCBI's taxonomy places the organism in Eukaryota, Metazoa, Rotifera, Eurotatoria, Philodinida, Philodinidae.